UGGUCGCUGAUUUUGGAUUUCUCCACCAGUUAGUCGCUUGCGCUUGCGAAGGAGGUCUGCCGGGUUUUGUAACAACGGUCACGAGCGAAAUCGUACAGCAAACGGGGAAAAAGGUCUUGCCCUCUCGCCAAAUGUCACGAAACCAAACUAACAAGCGCGCGUGUAAUUGAAUUGAAGGUGGUGUACUGGCAGCUUUGGGUGAACCUUGCGAACAGCAGUGGUGGAUCCGAAAUGAACGCAACACAAACUGCACUUCCCAACGUUUGAACGUAUUGAUUUGAAUUUCUGCCCAUACAUGCCCGCCGUCUUUCUACUGUGGGGUGUUGAAGCAAGUGUGCACUCGGGAGUGUCACUGGUGCGACAAUGUGUUUGUGUGAGCGGUCCCGCUGAUGCAUUUGUGCAUUUGGCCAGUGCCAGUCGCUAGGGAAGACGAUUGCAGUUGCAUUCGGUGAAGAAUUGCACUCGGGUGCAAUUUCAUAGCGUUUUGCUGUGUGUUGAUCGUGUUUUUGUGUGCCGUUCGUUCGUUUCUUGUGUCGUUGUAAUCAUCUCAGGUGGUUUAGGUGGAAAGUUUUUCGCUAAGGAAUCUCUCUUCAGUGCAAAUUGCGGCAGAACGUUCAACAAAAUCUGAAAACAAACCCCGAAUGGCAAACGAGCGAUGCCCGCCCGCAAAGUGUCGUCUGCUGGCGGUCGUCUUGAUAACGCUCACGCUGCUAGUAACGCUCGUGAUGGCGCUGUCAGCGAGCGGUGGUACCGUGCCGCAGCACGACAUCCCCACCCCACCGGACGCCAGUGAUCCAUCAUCAUCCGGCAUCUGUAUGGUGGCCUUCGAUCACGGUCUUGCCAUCGGGUCGCUGCGCCAAACGUACGGUGGGAGCAGCUACUGCGCCUACGAAGGCAUACCGUACGUGCAGCCACCAGUCGGCAAACUUCGAUUUGAGGAUCCACAGCCGUACCAGUUGGAGGGGGCCCGGCUGUUUCAGAACGUCUCGAAGGCAUGCCCGCAGGCGUACGAAGCACCGGCCCAGAUGGAGAAGCUCGAGACGAGUGAGGAUUGUUUGUACUUGAACGUUUACGGGGGCCGUUUGCCGGGGGCGGCCAAGCCGGAUGAUGCGCUGUGGCCGGUGAUGCUCUGGAUUCACGGUGGAUCGUUUGUGGUCGGAUCGGCACAGACCGACAUCUUCGGGCCGGAGUUUCUGGUGGAGAAGGGCAUCAUCGUGGUAACGUUCAACUAUCGGCUGGCCGCGCUCGGCUUCCUCUCGCUUCCGGACCUCGGCAUUAACGCGAAUCUCGGCCUGCUCGAUCAGCUCGAGGCGCUCCGGUGGACGGCUCGCAAUGCCAUCCAGUUCGGCGGUGAUCCGACCCGGAUUACGCUGUGCGGCUGGAGCGCCGGGGCGGCCUCGGUGACGUACCAUCUCUACUCGCCCGCCGCCAAGGGCCUGUUCCACAAUGCGAUCAUCAUGAGCGGCAGCAUGACGCAAUCCUGGGCGUACGAUUUCGACCCGGACCGGUGCGGGCGCGAGUACCUGCGCCUGCUGGACGCCACCAACCGCGAGCAGCUGCAGUCCCGCCCGCUCGCCCGGCUGAUGGCGAUCGAGCGCGCGUUUCACAUCAAUUUCUUCUCCCUGUUCUACUACUGCUUCCUGCCGACCGACGACAGCUAUCGGCCGGAGCCGGAGCUGCGGAUCGUUGGGCAGGAUCCGUUCGCGCGGGUCCGGUCCGGGCCGCCGGAAAGCGACGUGCCGCUGCUGGUCGGUUACACGACGCUCGAGCACGGGAACUUGUUUCUGGAGCGCGAUUUUUCCCACACCACGCCCAACUUCCCGAACGAUAACGCGACCGUGCAGGCGCUGCUGGAGGACUACCUGGACAGGCGGGCGGCCCACGGCAACAGGUCGGUGCCGAGGCGUCGCUUCUAUCAGGAGCUCGCGUCGGUGGCGGACAUUAUCUACGGCAUACAGUACUUCGUGCGGCAGGCGGCAGCCCACAAGCGAGCGCCCCUCUACCGCUAUCAGUUCGCGUACGAUGGGGCUUUUGGGUACGCGAAGCAUUGGUACUACCGGAACGAGAUAGUGCGGCCGGAUUUGCCCGGUCCGAUGCACGGCGACGAGCUGGGCUAUCUAUUCACGCCUUUCGUGUACCGGAGGCACCGGGGGAAGGACAUCGAUGCAGGCGCGUACCGAACGGAGCGUCGUGUGCAGCGCCGGAUGCUACGCCUGUGGUCCAACUUUAUCAAAUAUGGCAAUCCGACACCGGUAACGUCGAGGCAAGGCAACGGCACGGCUGGACGACGGAUCGUCCGCUGGUAUCCUUACAACGAUCCGAUACCGGAACGAGCCAACCACUAUCUUCGGAUCGAUCGGCGGAUUCAGCUGCUACCGGAAGCGGAUGGUGAAAACCCGUUCCAUCGGCUUUGGGAGCGCGUGUUCCGGUGUCUGUACGAGUUCGAUUGUGAAUUCUUAAGUGCCGACAGCCCACCCGAGGACGUUCGGCGGUGAGUGUGGCGGUGUGCGUUAAAAUGAAGGGAGAAAAGUGUGUUAAAAAUCUGUGCGUUUUGCUCCGGUGUCUAUGAAAGGGGUAUGGAAAGAAUAAUACACCCACAAUCCCUCCAUCCCAUCAACAUUUCUGCUAGUGUGAUAAAGAAUAAGUCGGAUCGAUGCUUGGUCCGCUCGAUUGUUCCGAAGAAAGAAAAGAAAGUAAGCAUCCUACACACAUCCACACGCACCGGGUGGAAAGAGAAGCUUUCUUUGCUGUCCGGAAUUAGGAUAAUGCGUGCUUUGUGUUCCUGUAUGCUCCCUGCUUUAAUCUGCCCACCGCUGGCAGAACCAUCCCACCGUAUCCAUGUUCAGGUGAAUAAAAUCGACAGCAGAAAAGCCGAUCAGUGACAGUAAAAUGAUUGCCAGGUUGACUUUGUGGCGAAGAUGAUGAUGAUGAUGAUGAUGAUGUAGUCGAAGAUGGAUCCCGGAACAUAUUCCACAAUUCCGAUGCGUGCAGGUGUGUGUGUGUGUGUCAUCUUUUUUUUAUUGUUGGGAGUUGCUUUUCGACAUUGUUAAGAAGAUUUAUCGGCGAAUGAAUGUACAAUAAAAGGGCAGGAAAAGAUGUGUCUGCACCGUUGGAAGUUUUGUUUAUUUUUUAUGUUCGGGUUUUUUUUAUCACUUUCUUCAAUGCAUGAAUGCAAUAAAAGCAAUGAAAAUGUAAGACAUGAAUUGCUAGGAAUUGCGGUACCGUUGAGCUGUGAUUGUUAUGGGGAUUUGCUCUUAUUUACUUGCGCCUUUUAAAACGAGCUAAACGAAUAAGGAAGGAGUAUGCAAUAAA
Molecule: messenger RNA, 3312 nt
Organism: Anopheles gambiae (African malaria mosquito)
Lineage: Eukaryota; Metazoa; Arthropoda; Insecta; Diptera; Culicidae
Product: esterase B1
Exons: 4
Coding region: 642-2495 (617 amino acids)
Source: RefSeq, a predicted model, not a curated record